CACCCCCAUGUCAGACUGCGCUACAGCUUGCGCAGCUCCAUAGCAGCAGUCAUGUCUGGCAUUUUAGCGAAAACUUCAUUGCUAAAGCCUGAGAUCCGCCUCGCUCAGGCUGUCUCCGAGUUCGAGGCCGACCUCUCGAACGAGCAAAAGUCAACAUUUCGAACGCUGAGGUCGCAAUCACGCUCGACGACACCUAGUCCACGCGAUGUCAUGCAGCUGACGGCCGAGGUUGACCGUCACACAUCAAAGAAGUUCAGUAGUGCAUGUUUCGGGCCUCGCUUUACCAGCUUCCUUCACGCAGUCCAGCAAUUCGCUGCGCUUGGAGAUGUCGUGGUUGGAGGAUCGCAGAACCUGCUAGCGUGUGGCGUGUGGUCAUUGGUGCGCAUGUCGUUGUUGUCGAUCGUGAACCUUUCAUCCUACAUUGAAAAGCUAUCCUCGCUAUUCAUGGACGUCGGCCGCUCUGCCCCGCGCUACCAAGCGAUCGGCCUGCUAUACCCUCGGUCUACGAAGCUACAAUCACACCUCACUGAGUACUUUAUCGUGGUGGUUGGCCUGUGUCGUUACCUGUUCAGGUUCGGGCAGAAGUCGACUGUCCAGCAGUUCACAUCUUCUCUGAGCGAUUCGCACUUGAAGGCCUUCCAGACGGACCUUGACAAGUGGGGAAACUCAAUCAAGGAGCAGAUUGACGUGAGUGAAGCUCAAGAGAGCUCUGGGUUUAGGGCUUUGACCAGAGAAAUGUUCAAGUCUGCCUCACAUCAGCAGAGACAUGCAACCAACAUGCGAGUCCUCGACUUCUGCUCCACAUACGAUCAUGAGAUAGCGUGGAAGCAAAUCAGAAAGGCCGGCAACACAUCGUUCCACACGAAACAAGCAGAGUACCGAGAGUGGAGAGAUGGCUCGCACCCUUGCACACUGUUGUACACGGGCAAGCUGGGUUCGGGUAAGUCGGUGCUGCUGGCCAACAUUGUGGACGACCUCAGCCUCUCCACCAAGAAAGAGCGACCCCUGGUGGCAUACUUCUUCUGCAAAUAUGACGUUCUUGAAAGUCUGCAGGCACGGACGAUCAUCGGUUCACUGGCACGACAGCUACUACGCACUGUCACAGAUCUUGGCGUGCCUGCUAAGAGCUGCGAGAAUACUCGCACUACAGGCGACACUGAGAAAGUGCUUGAAUUGCUCUUUCAGGGCUUCCCUUCUGAUACGAAAGCAUACUUUGUCCUUGACGGCUUAGAUGAAUGCGACGAUGAGGAAAAAGAGACGUUGGUGCGGGCUCUCCGGAAGAUCCAAGAGAAACUAAAGGUCCUGGUCUGUGCUUCUUUCCGAGAAGAGCCAAACAAUGGCCUGCAGUCGAUUAUUAAUCAACUCUUGGCCACUCGCGCUGUCUCAAUACCAGACGACAACCCAGACAUUGAAGCUUUCAUCGAAGCAGACCUUAAGCGUUGUCUUCGCCAAGAACGUCUGACAAUCGGAGAUCCCACUUUGAUCCUGGACAUUCAAGAUGCUCUCUCGAAGGGUUCGCAAGGAAUGUUCCUCUGGGUAGCUCUUCAGAUUCAGUCUUUGUGUAGUAUGAAGACUGAUCACGCUAUCCGAGAAGCACUGGCAGAUCUGCCUAAAGACCUCUCGUCGACGUUUGCUAGGAUCUUACAGAAGUCGGGAAGAUCAGAUCCAGCACUCCAAGCAAAAACGCUGCAACUUGUGCUUGCGGCUUACCGGCCCCUGACAACAGACGAGUUGCGGGAAGCUCUCAGCGUUGUUCCUGGAGAUGCCACUUGGGAUCCUUCUAGGGUCUUGAAUGAUGUCUACUCAGCACUAGCUUGCUGCGGAUGUCUUCUUGCUGUUGAUGAGGAAGAGUUCACCGUCCGCGUCGUUCAUCACAGCGUCAAGCAGUAUAUCCUUGAUGGACUCGAUGGCGUAAAGCAUAUGAGCUUCUCGCUUGAAGAGGCGCAAAAGACGUUGGCAGACACAGUUGUCACUUACCUCGGCUAUGGUGUCUUCAGGACUGAAUUAUCGAGAGUUAAGGUCCACCCAAUGGUGGCACAAUCAGCACCAUCUAAGAUUGUGCAAGCCACUCAGGUUGAAAUUGAUGUGAACUCUGAUUUCUAUGGGUGUCUAGCUCGUUGUUUAUAUACUAGGGGAAGGAGGGGGGCCAGCCCCGGGGGCAUAACGUGGUAUCUCUUCCUGACGCGUUACUUGAUUCAUCCUGUUUCCUGA
Mytilinidion resinicola is the source of this 2211-nucleotide messenger RNA. RefSeq lists its product as uncharacterized. The record is from RefSeq and is a predicted model, not a curated record. Bases 52 to 2211 code for a protein of 719 amino acids. NCBI's taxonomy places the organism in Eukaryota, Fungi, Ascomycota, Dothideomycetes, Mytilinidiales, Mytilinidiaceae. The transcript has 2 exons.